AUGAAGUGGGCGGAGCAGGUGAGGGGGAAUGUUGGGAAACUUCAGAGUUUCGGCACCGACCUCUCCUCCCGCGCCCUCCCCACCUUCACAAACUUACUCCAACACAUCGCCCCUCCCAUCUCCGCCCACGAACGCCUCCAAAUCCACACCACCCACGACAUCCAAAACUACCCCUCCCUCGACCCCUUGAUCUACUCCACCUUCUCCCGCAUCAUGUCGCAAGUCGAAGGCGGCGACCUCAUGGUCAUCCAGCGGGGGACAGAAAACAAAACCCGCUCUCGCACUGCAACCAGCGAACCGCAUGGUUAUCGCGGCGGGGUCCUGGGUUCCUCGGGACCGAGCGGGUGGACCGAUGGGCCGUGGUGGCGGGAAGAGCAUGUGCGACGGGAUCUGGGUGUGGUGGAGGGAUUGAAAGAGGGGAGUCGAUUGGCGCGGGUGAGCGCGGAGGCGUACGCGAGGGAGUUUUUCGAUCGGAGGGGUGGGGUGGAGGGGGCGGCCAAGACGGCGGCGGAGAGUUUGACGGAGAUGAAUCCGACGAGGUCGAGUGAUAUUUUUCUUGCCAUUCAGGCGGUGGGGUAUGCGAGGGAUGGGGGGAUGUUUGCUGGUGGGCCUGCGGGAGAGGAGCGGAAGAGGGAGAAAGGUCCUCCUAGUGCUGAAGGUGAUGAGGAAGAAGAAGAAGAAGAGGAAGUGGUCACUUUCGCCAUCUACCUCCACGACCCCGUCCACACCCUCUCCUUCUCCACCCUCAGCCAGCCCUUCCCAGCCAAAUGGGCCCGCUGGCUCGACGCCUCCAACACCUCCUUCACAUCCAAUACUCCCUCCACAUCCUCAGACGCCGAUGGACUACCAGACUCCAUCCGCGAGAUUAUCGCGGCAGGUGGUCUAGACCCUCGGGAAUGGGUCGCCGAAUGGAUCGAGGAGGUCCUGAGUUUGGGCGUGGGAGUCGUGGCGCAGCAGUAUGUUGCGAGACGGAUGGGGGUUGGAGAGGGUGGGUUGGGGAGGGGAAGAAGGGUCGCUGAUGCUGAGGAGGUGGGGGCUGGGGAGGCUGCGAGGGUGAUUUGA
This is a messenger RNA of Recurvomyces mirabilis, 1062 nucleotides long. RefSeq lists its product as uncharacterized. The coding region runs from base 1 to 1062 and encodes 353 amino acids. The record is from RefSeq and is a predicted model, not a curated record. Lineage: Eukaryota; Fungi; Ascomycota; Dothideomycetes; Mycosphaerellales; Teratosphaeriaceae. The transcript is spliced from 2 exons.